CCCCCCAAAUCCACAAAUCCACACCCAAUCUCCUCUCAAUUUCCCAAACCCACAAAAACCCUAGAUUCCUCAGAUAUCAGAAAUGGCCCGUACCAAGCAGACUGCCCGGAAGUCCACCGGAGGAAAGGCCCCGCGCAAGCAGCUGGCGACCAAGGCUGCCCGGAAGUCGGCUCCGGCGACCGGAGGAGUGAAGAAGCCCCAUCGCUUCAGGCCGGGAACUGUGGCGCUGAGGGAGAUCAGGAAGUACCAGAAGAGCACGGAGCUUCUGAUCCGCAAGCUUCCCUUCCAGAGGCUGGUGAGGGAGAUUGCUCAGGAUUUCAAGACUGAUCUUCGCUUCCAGAGCAGCGCUGUGGCGGCGCUUCAGGAGGCGGCGGAGGCUUACUUGGUGGGUUUGUUUGAGGAUACUAAUCUGUGUGCGAUUCAUGCCAAGAGGGUUACCAUUAUGCCCAAGGAUAUUCAGCUUGCGAGGAGGAUUAGGGGUGAGAGAGCUUAGAGUUGACCCCAGAUCUUAUGCUUUGGUAAUAGGAUUAGGCAGUAGAUUUAUGCUUUUGGAAUUGGUAAUGUAAUUGGAAAUCUUGAAUUGAGUCUAUGAGGAAAUCUGGAAUUUUAUGUGGUUAA
Molecule: messenger RNA, 618 nt
Organism: Rosa rugosa (rugosa rose)
Lineage: Eukaryota; Viridiplantae; Streptophyta; Magnoliopsida; Rosales; Rosaceae
Product: histone H3.2
Exons: 1
Coding region: 83-493 (136 amino acids)
Cellular component (GO): nucleosome
Molecular function (GO): protein heterodimerization activity; structural constituent of chromatin; DNA binding
Source: RefSeq, a predicted model, not a curated record